AUGGACUCCGAGAAUAUGUUCGACAUAUACAGUGCCCUCGAGGCUCUUGAAGCUCCCUCGAGCAAGAAGAAAACAAGCAAGAGGCAUCCUGGGGAAAGCAGCAACACGCCUCAGGCCAAGAAAGCCAAGACUGCAGGCCCUUCGGCCGACGAACCCUUAGCCAAUGUAACACCACCUCCUUCUCCGCAAGAGCAGCAAACUCCCCCUACUCCUGUUGGGUCGACACCAUCUCCACCAGCCCCAACCGACCAGACUCAGCAGGCCGGUCCUGCUUCCACAGGCAGCGACAUAUCGAGUCGUGCCUUAAGGUUGGUCCAAGACAAAGUGGCAAAGAUUUUGAAGCACGAACGAUGCCGAGAGGCAAUGGCUAGGAAGAAGACGAUGGACGUCGACCAGAUCUUAAACCACGCCUUGAACGAGUUUGCCAGUGCAAUGCUGACCCUUACUGCCGGCCGUCUCCGCUCAGGUGCUGUUACCGAGCAGGGCAAAUAUUUGGAGCAACGGCAUUCUGAUGAACUCAAGGCUACCGAUGCGAAAUACGCUGAACAGCUUGAGGCGGUGCUUGGGGAGAAGAACAAACUGGCUGAGGAGUUGAAGGAGAAGAAAAAUUCUCUGGAUAAGGCCAUCGAGCAAAGAGACUAA
Molecule: messenger RNA, 642 nt
Organism: Humulus lupulus (European hop)
Lineage: Eukaryota; Viridiplantae; Streptophyta; Magnoliopsida; Rosales; Cannabaceae
Exons: 2
Coding region: 1-642 (213 amino acids)
Source: RefSeq, a predicted model, not a curated record